This is a messenger RNA of Fopius arisanus, 1136 nucleotides long. It is a transcript of the gene Hsc20, whose product is annotated as iron-sulfur cluster co-chaperone protein HscB-like protein, mitochondrial. Lineage: Eukaryota; Metazoa; Arthropoda; Insecta; Hymenoptera; Braconidae. Gene Ontology annotation, molecular function: protein-folding chaperone binding; ATPase activator activity. The transcript has 4 exons. The record is from RefSeq and is a predicted model, not a curated record. The coding region runs from base 304 to 1062 and encodes 252 amino acids. Gene Ontology annotation, cellular component: mitochondrion. Gene Ontology annotation, biological process: [2Fe-2S] cluster assembly; protein complex oligomerization.
ACACCAUCUCCCUCUCAACGCGAUAGAUAUCAUCUCUUGACUCAGAUUAAUCUUGGGUUAUCUUAGAUUUACUACAAGCCUGCAAUGAGAUAUGGAGAAUGCGCCAUCUUGUGUUGACACUUGCAAGUUUAUGAGACUUGUCUGUUGGUGAAGAGGAUUUUUCAUGCGCUUUGUUAUGAUUGUUUUCUAACCAUUGAAUGCAUUCAAAUGAUUUUUUUUUAAUAGAACUUCGAGUUAUUAUUGAUGUAAUGAGUUGUUGGCGAAGUAUAAUUGAAUUACGGAUUCGUUCAGAAUAGCGGGACCAUGGGUUUGAGGUUGACAAACUCAAUGUUGAACUUAACAUUAAACGGUUUGACGAAGUUUACAAGGGAUUGUUCUCGUAAUGGAAUUCAUGCGGUAUGUGCUAGAAGGGAUAGUGAUUUAGGAUUGAAAUUAUCGAGAGUGUCAUUGUACUCCAGCGAGAGCCCGAAAAAAUGCUGGCAGUGUGAUUUUCCUUACAAGUCUGACUUAUUCUGCCAGAAGUGUAAAACACUCCAAGAGCCACCAGAGUCUCUCGACUAUUUCGAUAUUCUUGGGGUCAAGAAGAAUUACGAUGUACAGGAUAAAGAGAUGCGGAAAAAGUACAGGGCAUUGCAGAAUUUGCUGCAUCCUGAUAGGUUUGGGAAUAAAACUGAGAGAGAAAAACAAUAUUCUGAAAACUUGUCGUCCUUACUGAACAAGGCUUACGCAACGUUGACAAAUCCACUUGAUAGAGGAAUCUAUUUAUUGAAAUUGAAGAAUCUUACGAUUCCUGAAGGAACAACUAGUUUAGACCCAAUGUUUCUCAUGGAGAUUAUGGAGAGAAACGAAGAAGUUCAAGACGCCGCGAAUAAUAAAGAUAAAAUAAAAAAAUUAGUCGUGAAAAAUCACACGAUAUUAGAAGAAUUAUCCAGAAAAGCGUCAGAGGCCUUCCACAAUAAUGAACUCGAAGAAGCAAAAAAAAUUCUAGUGAAGAUGAAAUAUUACGCGAGUUUAGACGAGAGACUGAAGAAAAUCAAACAGGAUUUGGGGAUUGUAGACUAGAUCAAACAAGGAAUCUCUUUUGGGAAUGAAUUAGCACUGUAAAUAAAUAAAUACUUUAGAGAACUUUAUUCAUA